Vicia villosa (hairy vetch) is the source of this 2882-nucleotide messenger RNA. Its product is annotated as protein ALTERED PHOSPHATE STARVATION RESPONSE 1-like. The record is from RefSeq and is a predicted model, not a curated record. Lineage: Eukaryota; Viridiplantae; Streptophyta; Magnoliopsida; Fabales; Fabaceae. The transcript has 4 exons. Bases 485 to 2719 code for a protein of 744 amino acids.
CUAAACAGUGUGCUUUUAACAAGAAAUGCAUCACCAUGGCAGUACUCUCUCUCUCUUUCUCGAGCCCCAACAUUUUUUACUCACCUGCCUCUUCUCUCUCCCUUGUCUGCAAAUCUAUCCUCUAGUUAUGCCAUUUCAUUUCAUUCUUAGUACCACAUUUUCUUCUAAUCCUAAUGCUACAUUCUUCAAACAUUAAUAUAUUUUCAUUAAACCACCACUAAUCCUUUUUUUUUUAGUACUAACAACUAUGUUCUUUUCUUGUUACUUGUUUGUUUGUUGCUGUUUUUUCUGUUAAAGUUCCUUCAUUCCUGUCUUAAAAAGAGGAAAUGGUUUUAACACAAUCUUAGUAGAAACAAAAACAAAAAAACAUUUUUUCUUGUUCAUGUUAAAUAAAGUUUGUUUUUUUAGAAACCCUUUUGAAAUUGAAGCUUGAAAGUUGCAACUUUUUGUACUAAAAGGCAAAAGGGUUGUGUGGUUGAGAGAGAUGGGGUGUGUUGCUUCAAAGCUAGAGGAAGAAGAAGAAGUGGUAGCUAUAUGUAGAGAGAGAAAACGUCAGCUGAAGUUAGCUGUAGAGAGAAGAUAUGCACUUGCUGAGGCUCAUUGUAAGUAUUUUCACUCUUUGAAUGCAGUGGCUGCAGGUAUUAAGCUUUUUGUUGCAAGGCAUUCUUCACCUUCUUCACCUUUUCUCAUAACUUUCCCUCCUAAGGAGGGUUUUGAAGCUUCUUCUCAUUCUCAUUCUUCAAGUGAAAAUGUCAUAAAUAACCCUAUGUUCCUUCAGCAAACACCUUCAGAAACCAAGCAUGAGUCCAUUGUUUGUGACUCAUGCAUUGCUUCAAGUUGUUCCUCAGAGUCUUCUGAGGAAGAGGGAGAAGGUGGUAGAGAAGAGGUGAAUGAACAGCCUUGUGAAUAUUACUACAUGCAAAUGCCUAUGCAUAUGAAUAUGAAUAUGCCUGUGCCACCACCUUCAAUGCCAUCACCACAUAGAGAUUUUGGUUGGGAUUUCUUUUACCCUUUUGAUAGUAUGAGGCCUGAGGUUAUGAAUGGCUAUCAUCGGAACUCGGACGAUGAUUUGAGAGCGGUGAGGGAAGAGGAGGGGAUUCCGGAGUUAGAGGAAGAAGUGGAAAGGGAAGAGGAGGUUGAGCAUAAGGUGGUGGUGAGUGUUGAGGAGAAGAGUAAUGAAGGUGGAGGGAAAGUUAUGAGUGGCGUUGAAAUGGCGAAGACCGUGGAUAGUGAAAACGUUGGGGAACAAAAGGGGCUUGCAGUUCUUGAUACACCUGCUGAAGGGAGAGAGUUGCUUGAAGCUUUGAAAGAUAUUGAGGAUUAUUUCAUUAGGGCUUAUGAGUCUGGUAAAGGUGUGACAAAGAUGCUUGAGGCUAAUAGGAUUCCCCUUCAUUCUAGUUUGGAUGAAAUCAAAGAAAGUUCGACGAAACUCAUUAAUGCAAUAACUUGGAAGUCCAUGUCUUCAAGGCAAUCAUCAUGCAAGAGUUUGGUGGUUCAGAAUAUGAAAGAUUCUUCGAAUUGGGUGGAAUAUAAGAAUGAUCUAUUUGAUGAUUAUGGAGGAAUGGAUUCAGGGAGUCAUUUAUUAACCUUAGGAAGGUUAUAUGCAUGGGAAAAGAAACUGUUUGAAGAGGUUAAGGCUGGAGAUAGUACGCGGAAAAGUUACGAGAAGAAAUGCGCGCAAUUGAGAAAUAAGAAUGUUAGAGGAGAUGAUGAAUUAAGCAUGGACAAGACUAGAUCUGAUUUGAAAGAUCUGUAUGCUGGAAUCUUGGUUGCAAUUCGACGUGCAGAGUCGAUCUCAAAGAGAAUUCAGAAAAUGAGAGAUGAAGAAUUACAACCUCAAGUUGUUGAACUAUUGAAAGGCCUGACACAAUCAUGGAAAAUCAUGUUGGAGUCCCACGAAACACAGAAGAAGAUUCUUUCUGAAGUCAAGUACUUUACAUGUCCAGCUUACGGUAAAUUUUGCAACCAAUCUCGCGGAUUGGCAACUCUCCAGCUCGAAGCUGAGCUUCACCAUUGGCGCGUGUGCUUUAGAGAGUACACCGCAGCUCAGAAAGCAUACGUAGAAGCAUUGCAUGGAUGGUUAAGUAAGUUCAUAGUCCCUGAAGUUGAAUUUUGCUCGAGAAGCAGAAACGUUUCGAUGCCAAUGCCAUUUCAAGUCAACGGGCCGCCAUUGCUCGUGAUAUGCAACGAGUGGUUAAAUUCCCUGAGAAAAUUACCUGAUAAGACGGUAGUACUAGCGUUGAAAAGCGUUGUGAAAGAUGUGAAAGCGCUUUGGAUUCUACAAUGUAAAGAGCAACAACAGAAGAGGAAAGUAGAUAGCUUAACGAAAGAUUUAGAUCGAAGAUAUCUAGGGUCGUAUAAACUGAAGACUAAGAUGCUUGAGUUGCAAGUAACAGAACAUAGAUCAGAAGAGGAAGCGGUUUGUGAAGACGAAUGCAUGAUAGAGAAAAGUGAUUACUUGGAGACACUAAGUAGAAAACUUGAGGUAGAGAAGGAGAAGCAUUACAGUUGCAUGCAAGAAACUCAGAGGAUGACGUUGAAUGGAAUGCAAUUUGGAUUUUCUCGAGUUCUAGAAUCUUUGACAGAGUUCUCUAAAGCAUCACAGAAAAUGUACAAUGAUCUUGUGGCUUUUAGUGAAAAUAGUGAGAAAGGUGAGAAUGUUUCGUAUUUAGAAGGUGGUUGCAAUGUCGAAAACUGCAGCAACCAAAAUGGACAGUAGAAUCAAUUGUACUAGUAUUAGUUUAGGGGGUGGUUUAUGUAAUUAUGUUGUUAUUAUGUUUGGUGUUUAUGUCGAAGCAGCUCGCUGAGACGUCGAUUUUUAAGGUAUUUGUUUAGUUGAUCAAGUGCAGACAUCAAUUUUUAAUGUAUUUUGCACUAUUGGU